Messenger RNA from Acinonyx jubatus (cheetah), 2075 nucleotides. RefSeq names its product kelch like family member 26 (gene KLHL26). Bases 127 to 1968 code for a protein of 613 amino acids. Gene Ontology annotation, molecular function: protein binding. The transcript has 3 exons. NCBI's taxonomy places the organism in Eukaryota, Metazoa, Chordata, Mammalia, Carnivora, Felidae. The record is from RefSeq and is a predicted model, not a curated record.
CCCUCGCCGCGCUCCUUGCAGAGCAAGCCCGGUGCCGCCCGCCCCCGUCCCCCCACCCCCGCGUUUCUGUCUCCCGGGCCGGCGCGCGCGGCUCCCGUCACUUGAACGCGCGGCGGCGGCGGGAAGAUGGCGGAGUCCGGUGGCGGUGGUGGCGCUGGUGGCGGCGGCUUCGGAGCGGGCCCGGGCCCCGAGCGCCCCAGCAGCAUGGCUGACAAAAAUGGAGCUCUCAAGUGCACCUUCUCGGCGCCCGGCCAUAGCACCAGCCUGCUGCAGGGCCUUGCUGCCCUCCGUGCCCAGGGCCAGCUCCUGGACGUCGUGCUCACCAUCGACAGAGAGACCUUCCACGCACACAAGGUGGUCCUGGCCGCCUGCAGCGACUACUUCAGGGCCAUGUUCACGGGUGGCAUGCGGGAGGCGAGCCAGGAUGUCAUCGAGCUGAAAGGCGUGUCGGCCCGCGGCCUGCGGCACAUCAUCGACUUUGCCUAUAGCGCCGAGGUGACGCUAGACCUGGACUGCGUGCAGGACGUGCUGGGUGCGGCCGUGUUCCUGCAGAUGCUUCCCGUGGUGGAGCUGUGCGAGGAGUUCCUCAAGGCCGCCAUGAGCGUGGAGACCUGCCUGAACAUCGGCCACAUGGCCACCACCUUCAGCCUGGCCUCGCUCAAGGAGUCGGUGGAUGCCUUCACCUUCCAGCACUUCCUGCAGAUUGCUGAGGAGGAGGACUUCCUGCACCUGCCGCUGGAGCGCCUCGUCUUCUUCCUGCAGAGCAAUCGGCUGCAGAGCUGUGCCGAGAUCGACCUGUUCCGCGCCGCGGUUCGCUGGCUGCAGCACGACCCGGCCCGGCGGCCGCGCGCCAGCCACGUGCUCUGCCACAUCCGCUUCCCGCUCAUGCGGUCGUCGGACCUGGUGGACAGCGUGCAGCCGCUGGACAUCAUGGUGGAGGAUGUGCUGUGCCGGCAGUACCUGCUGGAGGCCUUCAACUACCAGGUGCUACCCUUCCGGCAGCACGAGAUGCAGUCCCCGCGCACGGCCGUGCGCUCGGACGUGCCCUCCCUGGUCGCCUUCGGCGGCACGCCCUACACGGACAGUGACCGCUCCGUCAGCAGCAAGGUGUACCAGCUGCCCGAGCCCGGUGCCCGCCACUUCCGUGAGCUCACGGAGAUGGAGGUGGGCUGCAGCCACACGUGCGUGGCCGUGCUGGACAACUUCGUGUACGUGGCGGGCGGCCAGCACCUGCAGUACCGCAGCGGCGAGGGCGCGGUGGACGCCUGCUACCGCUACGACCCCCACCUGAACCGCUGGCUGCGGCUGCAGGCCAUGCAGGAGAGCCGCAUCCAGUUCCAGCUGAACGUGCUGUGCGGCAUGGUGUAUGCCACGGGUGGCCGCAACCGGGCCGGCAGCCUGGCCUCCGUCGAGAGGUACUGCCCGCGGCGCAACGAGUGGGGCUACGCCUGCUCUCUGAAGCGCCGCACCUGGGGCCAUGCCGGCGCCUCGGCGGGGGGCCGCCUCUACAUUUCGGGGGGCUACGGCAUCUCGGUGGAGGACAAGAAGGCGCUGCACUGCUACGACCCCGCCGCUGACCAGUGGGAGUUCAAGGCGCCCAUGAGCGAGCCCCGCGUGCUUCACGCCAUGGUGGGUGCCGGCGGCCGCAUCUACGCCCUCGGGGGCCGCAUGGACCACGUGGACCGCUGCUUUGACGUGCUGGCCGUGGAGUACUACGUGCCUGAGACAGACCAGUGGACCAGCGUGAGCCCCAUGCGGGCUGGCCAGUCAGAGGCCGGCUGCUGCCUGCUGGACAGGAAGAUCUACAUUGUGGGGGGCUAUAACUGGCGUCUCAACAACGUGACGGGCAUCGUGCAGGUGUACAACACAGAGACGGACGAGUGGGAACGCGACCUGCACUUCCCAGAGUCGUUCGCGGGCAUCGCCUGUGCCCCCGUCCUGCUGCCCCGGUCAGGGACCAGGAGGUAGCUCCCGGGACCCGUGGGACCCGGCCCAGCCUCAUGCCGUCUCUGCCAGGGGUUUUGGUGAGCACACACCGGGGCUGAGGACCACAGAACCACCCCCCCCCCACCCCA